This is a messenger RNA of Megalops cyprinoides (Indo-Pacific tarpon), 3292 nucleotides long. RefSeq lists its product as uncharacterized. The transcript is spliced from 11 exons. NCBI's taxonomy places the organism in Eukaryota, Metazoa, Chordata, Actinopteri, Elopiformes, Megalopidae. Gene Ontology annotation, biological process: regulation of transcription by RNA polymerase II; protein demethylation. The coding region runs from base 715 to 3234 and encodes 839 amino acids. The record is from RefSeq and is a predicted model, not a curated record. Gene Ontology annotation, molecular function: histone demethylase activity; transcription coregulator activity; DNA binding.
UAGCUAUCUGUAUUUAUUUAUUUCAUUUUUAUUCAAGAAAAAAUGGAGAACACGAGCCAUCAAGAUGUUACCCAGAGCGCAUGAACGAUUAAACCUGUCUUUGGAUUGCAGUAGCUAGGUAGCUAGCUAGUCAUAUAAAAACCACAAAACACACAAUAGAAACGAGAACAAUAGCCACGUUCAUCCGUCUGCUGAGUUUUUUUGUUUCAUUUUGACCAUUUCUCCUGGAAUGAUGAUGCAUCAGCCGCUGAAGCAUUAGCUGUAGACUGUCGAUAUUUUACGAUACACUGUCUUUAAACCAUGUUCAGCUUUUCUCUCUCCAGACACACAAGAACAUGCUGAGACUGAGAAAGAAACAGAAGCAGAGAAAACAGUUCGCUAAUGGCACAAAAUAUCACCCUGUCUUGCGCACAGCUAGCUUAGUAGCUAGCUAAAUACAUCCGCCUUGCUAACAUCGUCCAGCUAGCUGGCUGCGCAGCUAGCUACUAGCCAGCCACCUCUGUACCAACAUGGAGCGCAUGUGAACGGUACACACGGGACCGACCAUUUUCAGCAAGGAAAGGCUACCGGAGAAAGGAACGAGGAAACGACCUAGCUACAAUCCCAACAACACAUUGUACAGCUAGCUAGCUCGCUCGCUAGCUAGCCAGCUAAUAUUUCUAAUGCGCGACCAAGGACUAUGCGACUCGGCACCAAGAGUUGAUUGCAGAAGGGAUGUCAGGCAGUAAGGCUCUAGGGGGAGCGCGGCGGCGGCGGACCCGGUGUCGCCGCUGUCAGGCCUGCAUGCGGACCGAGUGCGGCGAGUGCCACUUCUGCAAGGACAUGAAGAAGUUCGGGGGCCCCGGGAGGAUGAAGCAGUCCUGCCUGCUCCGACAGUGCACCGCGCCGGUGCUGCCCCACACGGCCGUGUGUCUGUCCUGUGGAGAGGCAGGCAAGGAGGACACAGUGGACAGCGAGGAAGAGAAGUUCAGCCUGUCUCUCAUGGAGUGCACCAUCUGCAAUGAGAUCAUCCAUCCGGGCUGUCUAAAGAUGGGUAAAGCCGAGGGGAUCAUUAACGAUGAAAUCCCAAACUGCUGGGAAUGUCCCAAGUGUCACAAGGAAGGCAAGACCAGCAAGGACCAGGGCGACGGCUCAGGGAAGAGGCGCAUGGAUAAUGGGGAGGUGGGGAGGUGGAAGCUGACUGACGACCCCCCUCCCAGCAGGAAAAAGGCCCUGUCUCUGGAGGAUGGGGUCAAGCAGGAGGGCCACAAACGCAAGAAGGAGAGGGAGAUUCCUCAGGACAGCGGACCCAAAAAGAAGAUGAAAGGAGGCAGAGAAAAACACUUGAAAAAGAAACAGAAACUCAACUCUUCAGAUGCGGGCGUGUUCAUUGGGUCCAACUCCUCCUCCAGCUCAGGCCAGGGGUCAGGGGGCCCCGCCAGCGGCCCCUCCCACGCCCUGGCGGCGCCGGCCAGCCAGCCCGCGGACCAGCGCUCGCACCAGCGGGAGAAGCUGGAGCGCUUCAAGCGCAUGUGCCAGCUGUUGGAGCGCGUGCAGGAGUCCAGCUCGUCCAGCUCGUCCAGCUCGGAGUCGGACUCGGCCUCCGACUCACACUCCAGCUCGGAGGGCUGCGGCAGCUCGGAGCCCGGCUCCCCCGCCGCCUACGGCAACAACAGCAACAGCCUGGCAGGCCGCACGCGGGACCGCAACCGCGAGCGCUACCGGCGGCUGGCGGAGCUGGGCUUCAGCGCCAGCGAGGACUCGGAGGGGGAGGGGGAGAGGGGCGCGGAGGAGGGCCGGGACGCCGAGGACGCGGCCGAGGGCGACAGGCCCCGGCGGAGGAGCGACGGCGGCGCCGCCCCGCGGGGGCGCAAGCCGGUGACUGUCGAGGAGGGCGGGGAGGAGAAGGAGGAGGAGAGAGGCCGGAAGCAGCCCCUUUCGCCCCCGCCCUCCCCGCUCUCCUCCACCCAGGCCUCCCCUUCCUCGGUCCACACCCCCCUCAUCACGCCCGAGGGGGGCUCCGGCAAGCACAGCAACGGCUCGGAGACGCGCAACGGGCGGACACGGGCGGGCGUGCGGGACCGGGCGGCCCAGGAGAGGAACGCCGUCGGCGGCUCCAACCACCGGCGCAGCAAGGGGGCCAGCCGGGGCAACAAGGUCCACAGCGGCCGGCAGCAGGGCCCGCCCGGCCUCAACCAGCAAAAGAACAGCACCAACGGGGGCAGCUCGGUGGGCCCCACCACCGGCUCCUCCAACUCGUCCGCGGGGAGCCCGGCCGCCGCCUCGUCCCCCAGCCUGCAGCCGUCCCGGCUGGCGCGCCGCUCCCAGCUGCUCAAGCGCAGCCCUCCCGCCGUGCCCUCGCCCCCCCGGCCCAUGCAGAUGGAGAGGCACCUGGUACGCCCCCCCCCGGCCUGCCCCGAACCCCACUGCCUGCCCCUGGACUGCGGCGAGUCACACGUCAUGCAGCGGGACGUGUGGCUCAGAGUCUUCCAGCACCUCAGCCAGCGGGAGCUCUGUGUCUGCAUGAGGGUGUGCCGAACCUGGAGCCGGUGGUGUUGCGACAAAAGGCUGUGGACUCAGAUUGACCUGAGUAGACAGCGCUCGAUCACCCCCUCCAUGCUGAGUGGUAUAAUCCGCCGGCAGCCCAUUUCCCUGGACCUGGGCUAUACCAACAUCUCCAAGAAGCAGCUCAUGUGGCUUAUCAAUCGUUUACAGGGUCUGGAAGAGCUGAUCGUGUCGGGCUGUUCCUGGUCCUGCGUGUCUGCACUGUGCCAAGCGGCAUGCCCCUGCCUGCGUCUCCUGGACCUCAGCAGGGUGGAGGACCUGAAGGACUCGCACCUGAGGGAGCUGCUGGCGCCCCCUGCUGAUGCACGUGCAGGUCACAGCGAGAACCGUGGGCGUUUCCAGAAUGUGACGGAGCUGCGAUUGGCCGGGCUGGACGUGACGGACAGCUCGUCCCGCCUGCUUGUACGCUACCUGCCCCACUUGACCAAGCUGGACCUGAGUCAGUGCUGUAAUAUCACUGACCAGACCAUCCAAAUGCUGACCUCUCCCAUCUCCCCAAUAAGGGAUAGUCUCACUCACAUCAAUCUGGCAGGCUGUGUGAAGGUGACAGAGCAGUGCCUGCCCCUGCUGCGCCGCUGUGCCUCUCUGCAGAGCGUGGACCUGCGCUCCUGCUGCCUGCUCGCCCCCGAGGUCUGCCAGCUGCUCACCUUCUCCUGCCCCGAGGACAGACUUCUGCUCAAGAACAGCUAACGGCUCCGCCCACGCGCGAGCGCGCGCACAACCCCCACCCCGAUCCCCCUCCCCUCCA